Cryptomeria japonica (Japanese cedar) is the source of this 1724-nucleotide messenger RNA. Its product is annotated as probable glucuronosyltransferase Os03g0107900. NCBI's taxonomy places the organism in Eukaryota, Viridiplantae, Streptophyta, Pinopsida, Cupressales, Cupressaceae. The transcript is spliced from 8 exons. The coding region runs from base 132 to 1523 and encodes 463 amino acids. Gene Ontology annotation, molecular function: glycosyltransferase activity. The record is from RefSeq and is a predicted model, not a curated record.
AUCCUCGCGCUCUAUGUUUUUCACAAUAUUCAGCCCUCUGUUGAUUCCAGUUUAUGAGUUAUCACUGAAAACAUUCACUCAUUCAUGGAUUUCUUGUUUUGCACAUGAAGAAUUUGAUUUAAUUUAAUCCGAUGGCUAAUACCCACAAAAACAAAGGUGGCUUUGCAGCACAAUUAGCCUUCAAUAGAACCCAUUUCAUAAUAGCUCUGUGCCUCGUUGUCACAACGUUCCUUUUAACGAGAUUGCUGGAUCGGUCUGUGUGUAGUUGUGGCAUUCAUGGACAAGAAAGUAUCAGUUCCAAUGCCCAAGGACAGAGCAGUACAAUGCGGCGUGUUUUUGGAAAAAACAGUUUAGGAUGGCCAGAACAGGGAUAUGGAUCUCAUAUUUCUGUAAAAAUUUAUGUGUAUGAAGAGUGGGAGGUGGAUGGGUUGAAGGAGCUGCUCCAUGGAAGAGAUCAUUCUAUUAGUGAAGAUUCAUGUGCAAAAGGCCAGUGGGGAAGUCAGGUAAAAAUCCAUCAACUUCUGAAGAAAUCAGUUUUUCGCACAACAAAUAAACAUGAAGCACAUCUUUUUUUUGUCCCGUCAUAUGUAAAAUGUGUCCGUAUGAAGGGUGGUCUCAAUGACAAGAAGAUCAAUCAAACAUAUGUCAAGGUCUUAAAACAAAUGCCAUAUUUUCGGCGCUCAGGGGGUCGUGACCAUAUUUUCGUCUUCCCAAGUGGAGCUGGUGCUCACCUAUUCAAAGCAUGGGCAGUAUACUUGAAUCGGUCCAUAAUUCUGACUCCAGAGGGGGAUCGCACAGACAAGCGUGACACAAGCGCAUUUGAUACUUGGAAAGAUAUCAUCAUCCCUGGAAAUGUUGAGGAUAGUAUAGUGCUGCAGAAAUCUGGAACAAGUGAUGUGGUUAAACCUAUUCCGUUAUCAAAGAGGAAGUACCUUGCAAACUUCUUAGGCCGGGCACAAGGGAAAGUUGGUCGACUUCAACUUUUAGAGCUCUCAAAGCAGUUCCCAGAGAAGUUGGAAGCACCAGAGCUGAAAUUUAGUGGUCCUGAGAAACUUGGAAGGAAUGAAUACUUUCAACAUCUGCGAAAUGCCAAGUUCUGUCUGGCACCACGAGGAGAGUCAUCUUGGACUCUACGUUUUUUUGAGGCCUUCUUUGUGGAGUGUGUACCUGUUAUCGUGUCAGAUCAAAUAGAAUUGCCUUUCCAAAAUGUUCUAGAUUACAGUCAAUUUUCCAUCAAGUGGCCUGCUACGCGUAUAGGAGUGGAGCUUUUGGAAUAUCUAGAGUCCAUACCAGAUGCUGAAAUAGAGAGGAUGAUAGCGAGAGGUCGACAAGUGAGAUGUUUGUGGGUAUAUAGCCCUGAAAGUGCAGGAUGCUCAGCGAUGACUGGGAUCCUAUGGGAACUACAACGGAAAGUGAGGCACUUUCAUCAUUCUGCAGAAACAUUUUGGCUGCACAAUAGCUCAGUUGUCAACAGGGACCUUGUUCCCUUCAACAAGUGGAGUCCUCCAGUGCCUCUUCCUUAGUUUGUUGUUUUGCCUCACAGUUGAAGGCAUAAUUCUAAAGGUGGCUUUGAUAAAGAUUUUGUCCUUACAAACAUGUAUUAUAUUUCAUAUCUCAUUUAUUUUAAUUUUAUUCUUAACAAAUACCACGGUUUGUAUUUGAAAUUCUCCUGUGUUCUCUAGAAUUAACUUCAUAUUUGUUAAACAUUCAUUUCUCUUGUCAAA